GACUACUUCAUUCGGCCAUCAUAUCUAGCUCUGCCUUCUUGUCCCUCUCGCAACCUGUCUGUAAUGACAGCGCCGCGUCGGCACAUACUUCCUGUGUGGCCGUCUGAUGUCGACCUUUAAAGGCAUCAUUCACGAGUUUCCUCAAAUCAGAAUCGACUACUUUCGACACCAACCAGAUCACAGGCCGCCGUUGGCCUGCUUCCUCAGCCAUGUCCAUUCCGACCACCUCAUCGGGCUUGAGUCCUUACGGGCACCGUUCGUGUACUGUUCAGCCGCCACGCGAGAGAUAUUGUUGCGUCUCGAGAAGUACUACCAUCGAGUCAACUUUUCACGCCGGAUACUAGAAAGCCGCACCGUGACUUACGGCAAGCACAUGGGGAAGCUGGCGAAGCCACUUCCAUUAGAAACUCCAACAGUAAUAGAACUCUCACCUGGCAAUGAGAUCCGGGUAACCCUAUUUGACGCAAAUCAUUGUGUAGGGGCAGUCAUGUUCCUAAUAGAAGGUGGCGGGAAGGCAGUUCUCUACACUGGCGACAUUCGAGCCGAGACUUGGUGGGUGAACACCCUGGUCCAGAACCCAGUGCUCUUGCCAUACACCCUUGGGCUUCGUCGUUUGGACUGCAUAUAUCUAGAUACCACUUUUGCAACAAAAUCUGAACCCUAUUGUGAAUUCCCUUCAAAAGCAGAGGGCAUUUGCGAGCUCCUUCAAAAGGUCGGGGAAUACCCAGAGGACACAAUCUUCUAUUUCCACUCCUGGACGUUUGGCUAUGAGAAUGUCUGGAUAGCGCUCUCUACCUUCCUCCGAAGUCAAAUUCAUGUGGACACCUACCGCUUUGGAAUAUACUCAUCUCUAUCUCCCCUAAAGAGCGGGGUUUACAUUCGCGAAGCGCCAACGUUAUGCGGCUUCAUGAACGGCAACCACGAGCAACAUGGCUGUUUAACUUCGCAACCAGAUGUUCGUCUCCACAGUUGUGAACGUGGCAUGGGUUGUCCAGUCGUGGAUCGAGACACAGAUGCAAGAGUUGUACACAUCAUACCUAUUGUGACCCGAACCCACGGAACCGAGAUCGCCGAAGUCGGAGCUGGAGGUGGGAAAGGCGAUUUGGAUCAAAUCGAUGAGCUGGAAGCAGGUGAUGUAGAAGAUGUAGGGAAGCUAAUAGAGUUAUGUGCGAGUAAGAUUAAGGACCAAGAGUUGCUUUCAAAGGUCGUAGUGCUCCUACAACAAGCGCUCAAUGAAAAGAAGGGCAGGAUUAACCUAGGGAUGGGCCUGCAGAAGGAGAGCCAAGGAAACCAAGACGACUUAUCCUUACAAACUCUUAUAUCAGUCCUAUCUACUCAUAUUAUCAGGACAAACGAGACGGAAGAACAGCGGAAUGAGACAAUCCAUUUUCCAUACUCUCGACAUUCAUCGUUCUCAGAACUAUGUACUCUUGUCAGUGCUUUUAAACCCAGGGACAUUUAUCCUUGCACCAUGGACGAGGACAAUUGGACCCCUGCUCUUGGUAUGCGAAAUCUUUUUGGAGAAUUCUGCUCUGCGAACGUUUUUCGGCACGAUACGGAGAUGAUGGAGGUGUAUGAGUUGAGAACACAACGAGAACGGACCCAAAGGAGUGAGGGAAUUUCGGAUAUUAUGGAUCACGUAACGCCAAAGCGAAGUCGCACUGAGAAAGACGCUGUGACUACGGAGCGCCACAUGGGGGUGAUCACAUCCGUCACUCCAGCGGACUCACGAAACUGCAGUCAUCAUACCCCUAAUAUCGAAGCCGGACACGCUGACAUUCCAAUGACUUCAACCCUCCAGCAAUGCGCUGCCAGCGCGCUCCCUAUAGCCGUGGCGAUUCAGCGUGAACACGAUGUGAUCACUAUGCCCGACUCUCACCCUCGCCCAGGGCCAUCGAAAACACAAUACCCAAAUUUAGGCACCCCAUUGGCCUCACUCUCCUUCUCCUCACACCGAACUUCUAUUUCAUCAACCGAACCUAAAAUUUCGUCAAAGAGUCGUCAGAUAGCCUACAAUGCCGCUCUUGGCAUUGACAUGACUUGGUUAGAGAUGGGUGGUUUAGUGUCAACGAGAAAGGAAAACGAGGAGAAAGAACUGUAG
This is a messenger RNA of Lindgomyces ingoldianus, 2101 nucleotides long. RefSeq lists its product as uncharacterized. Gene Ontology annotation, biological process: protection from non-homologous end joining at telomere; double-strand break repair via nonhomologous end joining; interstrand cross-link repair. Lineage: Eukaryota; Fungi; Ascomycota; Dothideomycetes; Pleosporales; Lindgomycetaceae. The transcript is spliced from 4 exons. Gene Ontology annotation, molecular function: 5'-3' DNA exonuclease activity; damaged DNA binding. The coding region runs from base 107 to 2101 and encodes 664 amino acids. The record is from RefSeq and is a predicted model, not a curated record.